Messenger RNA from Quercus robur (English oak), 1460 nucleotides. Its product is annotated as serine/arginine-rich splicing factor RS2Z32-like. The transcript has 7 exons. Gene Ontology annotation, cellular component: nuclear speck. The record is from RefSeq and is a predicted model, not a curated record. Gene Ontology annotation, biological process: mRNA splicing, via spliceosome. The coding region runs from base 388 to 1191 and encodes 267 amino acids. Lineage: Eukaryota; Viridiplantae; Streptophyta; Magnoliopsida; Fagales; Fagaceae. Gene Ontology annotation, molecular function: zinc ion binding; mRNA binding.
CUCUCUGUACGAAACAAAUCUAGGGUUUUGAAUCUUCGUUUUCUUCAGGUGAAAAUGCCUCGGUAUGAUGACCGCUACGGUGGUUCGCGUCUCUAUGUCGGACGCUUGUCUUCGCGGACAAGGUCACGCGAUCUUGACGAUAUUUUUAGCAGAUAUGGAAGGUUCCUUGGCUUUUGCCUAACCUGGAGGUCUAUGGUGAGAGGGUGAAUCUUGGUGGAUUUGGCGAGUCUUUCUAUAUUGUUAUUGCGUGUUUUUAUGGAAAUGGCAACAAUCUCAAAGUGGUGUUUAGUUCAUCUGUGAGGGGCGGAAGUGUCUACCCUUCGAUACUUGUGUCUUGAUGGCCUUACUGUUUCUGGCACCCGUUUACGCAGAGUACGCGAUGUGGAUAUGAAGCGCGACUUCGCCUUUGUUGAAUUUAGUGAUCCUCGAGAUGCUGAAGAUGCAAUAUAUAAUCUUAAUAAUCGGGAUGUUGAUGGGAGUCGCAUCAUUGUAGAAUUUGCUAAAGGGGGGCCACGUGGUCCUGGUGGAUCUCGUGAGUAUCUUGGGAGAGGUCCUCCUCCAGGAUCAGGACGCUGUUUUAAUUGUGGAAUUGAUGGUCAUUGGGCUCGUGAUUGCAAAGCUGGGGACUGGAAGAAUAAGUGUUAUCGGUGUGGGGAACGGGGCCACAUAGAAAGAAAUUGUAAGAAUAGUCCUAAAAAACUUAGACGUGGGCGGAGCUACUCAAGGUCACCAAGUCCUCGUCGUGGCAGAAGUCGAAGUCGUAGUUACAGCAGGGACCGUAGUUAUAGUCGAUCUCCCUUGAAGAGAGAACGAAGCCUUGAACAAGUUGAUAGAAGAUCAAGAAGCCCCCAUGACAGCCGUAGCCCGAAACGACACAGGGGUUCACCACCACCAUCUAAAGGUAGGAGGCGUAGUCCUACACCUGAUGAUAGGAGCCCACAAAAGAGAGGCAGCCCAUCGCCAAGGGAUGGCAGGCAGGCCAAUGGGUCUGACUACAGUGGGAGCCCCAGGGGAAAGAGCAAAAGUCCUAUUGAUGAUGCUGAUGGAGAAAGCCCCCGGGGUAGGAGCUAUAGGAGUCCUGCUGAAGAAAAUGGCCGCAGUGGCAGCCCUAGUCCUAUCCAUCGGGACAACAGGAGCCCCGUUGAUGAUGACGACAAUCAUGGUUCUCCAAGAGGCAGUGAGUCAACUUAAAAGCAGUUUUUAAGUGACAAAAACCAACUUAAAACCUGAGGUUAGUCCACGUAGAACAGAACGUUUUAAGUAACAGAAAUCUACUUAAAACCUUUGACGUCUUUGAAAACGUUUCUUCUACGCUGUAUGGAUAAUUAUUAUCCCAAAUUCUUUAUAGCUGUUUGAAAAUUUCUGAACUUUUACCGGACAUAAGUGCUAUUUGGAACAGAACCAGUGAUCUAAACUGUACCUUGUGUUAAUUUAUAUUAUUUCUCGUGCAACUUAAGACA